This is a messenger RNA of Rotaria socialis, 1578 nucleotides long. The record is from the annotation of a GenBank genome assembly. NCBI's taxonomy places the organism in Eukaryota, Metazoa, Rotifera, Eurotatoria, Philodinida, Philodinidae.
AUGGGCAACAAGACUGUUACUCCGGCUGCUCCUGAAACUUCUGUUACUGUUGCUCCUCACGAAUCUGCCUCUGUAAAAACUCCUGUUAAUGCUGCUAUUCAAAUUAAAUCACCAAACCAUCCUAUUCCUUCUGAGUCUUCAACUGCUGUCGUUCCUAUACCGUCGAAGACUUUUAAUAUUACUACCACCAAUACGUUUGCUGUAGCUAAUCCAAAUUCUGGAAUUCCAUUUAUUUCUCAAAAACCAACAGUUUCAGUGGUGCCUCCAAAACCAACAGUUUCAGUUGUGUCUCCAAAGCCAACAGUUUCAGUUGUGCCUCCAAAACCAACCGUUUCAGUGGUGUCUCCAAAACCGACGAUUCCAACUAUUUCUCCUACUUCCUCUACCAAUGAUACUUUCGAUAAAUCUUCGAAUCUUAACUUAACAGUUAGUCCUGAUGUGUCUACCGUUUUCCCUACAAUUAAUAGUCCGACGACUCCUCCAGUCGAUUCUAUUUUUAUUAAUCUUGUUAAGUCUACCACUCCUCCUGCUAGUAUUCAUUCUGGUGCUCGUAUUGCCAAUAAUGCUUCCAUCAUCCGUAAAAGCCCUGUUGUAUCCCAAGCUCCUCUUCCUACUGAAGUUAUUCCCAAGCGAACCGUAUCUUUAUCUAGAGCGCCAAGAAAUCCUUCUGCAUUGGCGCUUGAAAAUUCAAAACCGAUAAAUUUAUCAUCUGCUAACCGAGGAAAUAAGUUUGAACCAGAGAGGCAAAGAAAAGAGAAAAGUUUCUCUAAUGGAACUCAACAAGUUCCAAAACCAAACAGAUUUGUAUCAAAAUGGACCGAAUCCAAUAUUAAUGAAAGACAAAAGUCAGCUCUUAAACAUAUUAUACCAGUACCAAGCUACACAUUGCGUGCAACAGCUGUAUGUCAGCCUGUGGAAGACAAUCUUAUUUUAGAACGAUCUCAAUCAAUUCAUUCGGACAUAUCUCUGUUUAAAUUCUAUUUAGAUCAAAAAGAAACACAGCCUUUAGUCGGCAAUCAUACAAAAGCGACUAUGUUUCAAAUGGACACUCUUCUUAAACGAACUCCUUUUCCGAAACCAUCUAUAUCAUUUUAUAUUAAAAAUUUCAAUGAUGGUACUGAAGAAACCGAUGUAAAUUCAGCAGCUCCACCUACUUUUCAAUCUCUUGGUUUAGAAAAUGAUCUUGACCUAGAUCAAACCAAUGAAUUAUCAGCUAGAACUCAUUCCAAUGAAAAACGAGAACAAAAAGCUCUUCGCACUCCAUUAUUCUCAGAUGUUAACUCAAAUAACACUAAAGCAUUUCGUUUGCCUCCAUCAAGUAUCAGCAAUCAACCAAAUUUACUAUCAUUAGACAGUACAAAGAUGCAAAAUAAUCAUCAACAAACAACAUCCAUACUUAAAAAGCCAUCAAAUCAAACAUAUCAAGAGUCUGUUUCUGCACAAAAUUAUAUUAAUGUGCCUCAGAAUCUCUCCAAAGCUGACUUUGAAAAAUAUCGAGCAGCCGUAUCAUUUAAUCUGUCGCCAUUAUCAGGAAGUGAACAUUUACAAUCUAAAGAAUCGUUUUACCGAAAGAAAUAA